GUCUUGUAAGUGACCGAUGGAGGAGGGCGACGUCGAGAUGGCGGCGGCAGACGGCGGAUCUGGCGUCGUAUUAUUUCUCUUUAUCGCACUUUCUGUGAAUUUCUGUUUGUGUAAUUUUAAAUUCUUUCAGAUUUAUCUUCGCUAUCCUGUGAAAUCCCUAAUUUUUGUACAUAUGAGCUAGAUGAUAUGAAGAAGAGGCUUAAAGAUAUGGAGGACGAAGCGACCGCUCUCCGUGAAAUGCAGUCAAAAGUUGAGCAAGAAAUGGGCGCCGUUCAAGAUCCUGCUGCUGCUGCAGCUAAUCAGGCAAAUAGAGAAGAAGUGGAUUCUCGCUCAAUCUUUGUUGGCAAUGUGGACUAUUCAUGUACCCCAGAGGAAGUGCAGCAGCAUUUCCAGUCAUGUGGGACUGUUAAUAGAGUAACUAUUCGGACCAACAAGUAUGGGCAACCAAAGGGGUAUGCAUAUGUCGAGUUUCUUGAGGCAGAAGCUGUUGAACAGGCUAUUCUUCUGAAUGAAACUGAACUUCAUGGUCGUCAAUUGAAGGUGUCAGCCAAGAGGACCAACGUUCCUGGCAUGAAACAGUUUCGCCCACGGCGUGCCAACCCUCACACGGGUUAUCGCUCUAGGACACCAUACAUGCCUGCUCCAAUUUUCUAUUCUCCUUAUGGAUAUGGGAAGGUUCCCAGGUUCAGAAUGCCCAUGAGAUACAACCCUUACUUCUAAGCCUCAAGAUUUUGAUUGAGAUUUGCAUGUCAACCCUUAAAUAUUCCUUGGUCACUCUGUUGUAUGACUAGCGCAAGCAUUUAGAAGUGAUAAUUAAUGGAUUGAAGCUUUUAGUGGAUUGUUAUUGCUUUAUGUUUGUGACUAUGAUGCUUGAUUUUUCUUAUCUCUUAAUGGAUUUCAUCGGAAGGAACAGUGUGCUGUACUUUUGGUUUACAAUUAUUUUAGGAUUUCCAUUUUCUCCCAAA
Olea europaea var. sylvestris is the source of this 965-nucleotide messenger RNA. RefSeq names its product polyadenylate-binding protein 2-like. The transcript is spliced from 6 exons. The record is from RefSeq and is a predicted model, not a curated record. Lineage: Eukaryota; Viridiplantae; Streptophyta; Magnoliopsida; Lamiales; Oleaceae. Gene Ontology annotation, molecular function: RNA binding. Bases 187 to 720 code for a protein of 177 amino acids.